Messenger RNA from Nannospalax galili (Upper Galilee mountains blind mole rat), 1833 nucleotides. RefSeq names its product igE-binding protein. Gene Ontology annotation, biological process: viral process. Gene Ontology annotation, molecular function: nucleic acid binding; zinc ion binding. Lineage: Eukaryota; Metazoa; Chordata; Mammalia; Rodentia; Spalacidae. The record is from RefSeq and is a predicted model, not a curated record.
CCCUGGAGACAGGGAGGAUUCAGAACUGCAGGGACCCACGCCGGAGAGGUAUGUCCUUUCUAGAAUCUGGGUUGUUAUCUCUGGGACUAAGCGCUUUCUGGGCUGGAGCGAUAGAAGGAACCCUGAUAGCUGUAGGGGCUACCAUUCUGCUUCUUUUGAUUUUGUUUUGCUUCCAUAAGUAUCACUGCUGAGCUCGGAAGGACCCGGCGUAGAUAAGUCGGCGGGGCUCACGAACGAAGGCACUUUCGUUUUUCGCUCCUUGUCCCCUUAAGACGGAUGUAGAUAAACCGCUGGGGAGAAUUGUGCCACAUUUAAGUCAAAGGUAGAUAACUUGCAUUGUGGCUAAGCACUUGAUGAUAGAUUUCAUUGCGCCCGUUUUAUUGUCGCUGGAAAUCUUAGUCAUACAAGGAGUUCUGAUCACUGCUGCCUUUCUGAUCAUAUAUUGGAGAGAAGGAGAUGGGCUCUACCCAGUCUCUGGUGACGGCCUUGCAACAGGUCCUGAAGCAACGAGACAUCAAGAUAGCCCCCAGGACCUUGAAAAACUUUAUUAAGGAAGUGGAUAGGGUCGCCCCCUGGUAUGCCUGUUCUGGGUCGCUAACCCUGGCAUCAUGGAACAAACUGGGGAGGGACCUAGACCUUAGACAAGAACAGGAGGACCUUAGGCUGGGCACCAAGGCCAUAUGGAAGCUUAUAAAGAAUUGUCUACAGGAUAGAGAUUGUGAACUUAUGAUAAAAGAGGGACAGCGCUCCUUAGAGAACAUACAGGAAGGACUAUCAGAAACCGAACGGGGAGACAGGGUUGGCGCCAGGAAAAAGAUAAUUCCAUCAGCCCCUGAGGCUGGAUUUCCCCAAGAGGGAAAAGAGGUAAAGGAAGAUAAUAAGAGAGACCCCCCCCUACAACCCAGAGCUAGGGGAAGGACGGAAACUUUAUCCUUUUCAAAUGCUUCACGCUUUUGAGAAAUGUUUUGAAUCUGACUACGAGGGCUACACCUCGGAUUCAGAGGGGGACUCCUCCGAAGAGGUGCGGGCCCCCCAUAAUGAAAAGGGGCCCAAGGAAAUGAAAGGGACUGAGGAACCUGAGCCCCAGAAAAGGAAAAGACACCCAGCAGGGAACUCAUUACUACCCCCUGCCCUGACACGGGAAAUAACAAAGGCUUUCCCUGUCUUUGAAGUCGUCAAUGACCAACAAGAGGCCAACAGGGUAUAUGCCCCUGUGGAGUAUAACCAGAUUAAAGAAUUGGCAGAGGCAGUGAGAAAAUAUGGAACAACGGCCAACUUUACGUUGGCACAAUUAGACCGUCUGGCGAAAGAUGCCAUGACACCCUCAGACUGGCAGAUGAUUGCUAAAGCCACCCUCUCCAAUAUGGGGCAAUAUUUAGAAUGGAAGGCCCUAUGGCAUGAAGCCUCUCAGGAACAGGCAAGGCUUAAUGCUACAGCAAUUACGCCUGAACAAAGGGCUUGGACUUUUGAAAUGCUUACUGGGCAAGGAGCCCACGCCAAUGACCAGAACAAUUUCCCAUGGGGAGUCUAUGCCCAAGUUUCUAGACUGGCCAUAAAAGCUUGGAGGGUGCUAUCAAGAAAAGGAGGAAUAGAUAACCAGCUUACUAAAAUCCUGCAAAGGAACGAUGAGCCCUUUUCAGAAUUUGUGGCCAGACUGAGUGAGGCAGCAGCUAGAAUCUUUGGGGACACAGAACAGGUUAACCCCCUCAUAGAACAACUGAUUUUUGAACAAGCUAAUCAAGCAUGCCGUACAGCUAUUGCGCCCCGAAGGACCAAAGGCUUGACAGAUUGGAUUAGGAUAUGCCGGGAUGUAGGCGGCCCCCUCACCAAUGA